AUGAUACAUCCACCUAUCGCAGGUUCGGGUCCUGAACGUCUCAACCGCCCGCCAGGCUCUCGCCCUCCUCGCGCGCAGAUUGGUCCGAGACCAAAUGGCCCACGGACUCGAGGCUUUUCGACCGAAAAAACAAAAACGGCUCCUUCCUCCGCCGUUUCCCGGUUUCUCGUUUCGGAUCCGGUUGCCAUCGACAGCGCUCCUGCAGUGACCUUUCCAUCGAGACCGUAG
Molecule: messenger RNA, 228 nt
Organism: Toxoplasma gondii ME49
Lineage: Eukaryota; Apicomplexa; Conoidasida; Eucoccidiorida; Sarcocystidae
Exons: 2
Coding region: 1-228 (75 amino acids)
Source: RefSeq, a predicted model, not a curated record